CUCGUCGCCGCGCUGGCAGCUGCCUCCCCUCCUCUUCGUCGACAACGGCGACGAUGGCCACGAUGACCAAGACCGUCGAACGGCCUGGCUCUCCCUCCCUGCUCGACAAAUUGGACGAAAUGGUGCCCGCACCGCUCGCGCAGUUCGACGCUUUCCCCAAGGUCCCCUCCUCCUACAAGACGCGCUCAGAGUCCCGUGGCUUUCUCACUCUCUUCGUGGCGUUCGUGGCUUUCCUGCUGGUUCUGAACGAUAUUGGAGAGUACAUCUGGGGCUGGCCGGACUACGAGUUCGGUGUUGAUACCGACCAGACCAAUGCAUUGGACAUAAACGUGGACAUGGUGAUUAACAUGCCCUGUCAAUUCCUCAGCGUUGAUCUCAGAGACGCGGUGGGCGACCGACUGUUCCUCAGCGAUGGAUUCCGCCGCGACGGUACGAAGUUCGACAUUGGACAGGCCACCUCGCUGAAGGAGCAUGCGGAAGCACUGUCCGCGCGUCAAGCGGUCUCGCAGUCGAGGAGCUCCCGCGGGUUCUUCGACGUCCUUCUGCGGAGGGCGGCCGUCCGGUACAAGCCUACCUACAACUACCAGCCGGACGGAAGUGCAUGCAGGGUCUUCGGAACAAUUACCGCAAAACGCGUAACUGCAAACCUGCAUAUCACCACUCUGGGGCACGGUUAUGCUAGCCAAACGCAUGUUGACCACAAACUCAUGAACCUCUCGCAUGUGAUUACUGAGUUCUCUUUUGGGCCCUAUUUCCCGGACAUCACUCAACCACUCGACAACUCAUUCGAGCUCACCUCUGAACCAUUUGUCGCAUAUCAAUAUUACCUGCAUGUCGUCCCGACCACCUACAUCGCUCCGCGCACCAAGCCUCUCAACACCAACCAGUAUAGCGUCACUCAUUACACUCGGGUUCUGGACCACCAUCGCGGAACGCCCGGCAUCUUCUUCAAGUUUGACUUGGAGCCCAUGAAGCUCACCAUCCACCAACGCACCACCUCAUUCGUCCAGCUCUUCAUUCGAACCGUCGGCGUCAUCGGCGGCGUCUUCGUCUGCAUGGGCUACGCCGUGAAGAUCACAGGCCACGCCGUCGACGCCGUCACCGGCGCAGACAAGACGAACGGGAUCGUCGCCGCCGAGUCCUCCGGGAUCAGCGGCAACCUGCGCAAGAAGUUCGGCUCGGGCGACCUCCGCCUCCGCCCCUCGACCCGCGUCGUCCGCCAGGGCAACUCCUGGGUCGUCGACGGCGGCAGCCCGUACGGCAGCUACGCGGGCACCCCCGUCUCCGCGGGCUUCGGCUCCCCGCACUCCGCCGCCCCCAGCCCGUACGCGCCCUCCUUCCCCGGCAGCCCGAACCUCGCCCCGGGGACCCCAGGGGGCAGCGCGACGUACGGCCUCGGCCUCGGCUCCCCCAUGCUCAGUCCGCGCCCGGCGCCGCCCUCACGGCCAGUCUCGAUGGUCGGCGGCACCCCAGGAUCGCCGUUCCCCCCGGCCGCGACCGCGGGCUCGCCGUACACGCCCAACGGCUCCGGGCUGCUGUCGACCCCGGGCACCCCGGGGCUGUAUGCGCACUUCCCCCCAACGCCGAAUACUGCGAACGGCGCGGGCGCGUUUGCGUCGCAGCAGGCGAAUGGGCCGCCUCCGAUGGCGCGGCGGGCCGACAGCGGGAAGAAGGACGAUUAGACGCGUCGAGGGCGUGGGGAGGACCUGGGGAGAGAGAGGUGUGUGUGCUAUACGUAACCGGUGUGGGUUGUAUGUCUAUAUCGCUCUGGGUAACGUUCGUCGUGUUUUCGAUCGUACAGUCUGCGCAGUUGUGCGUGCGUGGGUUGCAUGCCUAUGCCUUCGCGCUUCGAGAACCUAGUUUUGUGUUCUCGGGACCCG
Molecule: messenger RNA, 1880 nt
Organism: Trametes versicolor FP-101664 SS1
Lineage: Eukaryota; Fungi; Basidiomycota; Agaricomycetes; Polyporales; Polyporaceae
Product: DUF1692-domain-containing protein
Exons: 6
Coding region: 63-1682 (539 amino acids)
Biological process (GO): endoplasmic reticulum to Golgi vesicle-mediated transport; retrograde vesicle-mediated transport, Golgi to endoplasmic reticulum
Cellular component (GO): endoplasmic reticulum; Golgi membrane; COPII-coated ER to Golgi transport vesicle
Source: RefSeq, a predicted model, not a curated record